This is a messenger RNA of Odocoileus virginianus texanus, 4849 nucleotides long. RefSeq names its product sarcalumenin (gene SRL). Gene Ontology annotation, molecular function: GTP binding. The record is from RefSeq and is a predicted model, not a curated record. NCBI's taxonomy places the organism in Eukaryota, Metazoa, Chordata, Mammalia, Artiodactyla, Cervidae.
GGGGAUGGAAGUGGGCAGGACCUAAGUUAUUGGGCAGCAUUAGAGGUGUGUCCAGCACUGGCCAUGGCCUCGUCCACUGAGUACACUGACCUGGGCCAGGAAUUGGCUUGUAGGACGGAGGCAUUGGAGUCAGUCUUCAGUUUCCAAUGCAGGUUUCCUUGCAAGAACUUCAUUUCCACACUGGUAGGUUUCCUUGCAAGAACUUCAUUUCCACACUAGUCGGGUACUUGCAAUGGGGGACCCUUCCCCUGCCCUCCCAGAUCUGGGUCUGAUCGCAGAAAAGAUCACCCUGUUGAGAUACAUUGAUUAUUCUCUGCUCCCGUCCCUCCUGGAACUGGUUUCCCCUUGUUCCCACAGGCCAGGUCCAUCCUCCUUCCAUCACCUAAAAUUCUUUGUGCAAUUAGCCCAGGAUUAAAAAAAAAAAAUGGCUGUGAUGUUAAGAGGCCUGGGAAUAUGAGCACCCCUCCCUGGGAGCCUCAGGUGGUCAUGGGCACCUCUUGCUGGGUCAGAAGCAACAGUGUACCCCCCACUCCCUCCCCCCUCUCCCUACUCCCCCUCCGCUCCCCAAGACUCCCUGUAGCAGCUCUUCCUAAUGAAAUGCUCACUUGACCAAGCCAGUGGUCCACAUAGAACCUGAAAGUCAGUCUCCUAUAAACCACUCCUUCUCCUGUCCUGGAUCUCAGUUCACAGGCAACCCUCAGAACAUUUUCCAACUUCCCCAGCUAAAAUGUCACAGGCACACGUCUUAGGCCCUCCCAGCUUCCGGACUCUUUCCUCCCGAAGCCACAUCCACAUCGAUGCCUGUAAUUGUAUUACUUUCCAGGUUACUUCUCCCUGUUUCCCCGCAGACUGUGGAAAACUCCACGUGGGCAGAGCUGGGUCGGUUUGGGGCACCGCGGCAUUCACAGCACAAUGCUCCGUGCUUGGCGCGUGUAUAGUAGGUGCUCAGUCAACAUUUGCUGAAUACCUAAAAUGGAUCGUGGAGCUUCACAGAUGUUGAGUUUGGAUUUUCAAAGUCCCUCCUAGAGACAGAGCUCCGUGCAGCUGAACCUGGACCGGCUCCGAAGAGGCGGAGGAUGUGAGUGAGGAAGCCCCGCUGAGGGACCGCUCCCACAUCGAGAGGACUCUGAUGCUGAAUGAGGACAAGCCAGCUGAUGACUUCUCUGCGGUGCUGCAGCGGCUUCGAAAGAUCUACCACUCGUCCAUCAAGCCCCUGGAGCAGUCUUACAAAUACAAUGAGCUUCGGCAGCACGAGAUCACAGAUGGGGAGAUCACAUCCAAGCCGAUGGUCUUGUUCCUGGGGCCAUGGAGUGUUGGCAAAUCCACCAUGAUCAACUACCUCCUUGGCUUGGAAAACACUCGCUACCAGCUCUACACAGGCGCCGAGCCCACCACCUCGGAGUUCACGGUCCUCAUGCACGGGCCCAAGCUGAAGACCAUCGAGGGCAUCGUCAUGGCUGCUGACAGUGCCCGGUCCUUCUCGCCCCUCGAGAAGUUUGGCCAGAAUUUCCUGGAGAAGCUGAUCGGCAUGGAGGUUCCCCACAAGCUCCUGGAGCGGGUCACAUUUGUGGAUACACCAGGCAUCAUUGAGAACCGCAAGCAGCAAGAAAGAGGCUACCCCUUCAACGACGUGUGCCAGUGGUUCAUCGACAGAGCGGACCUCAUCUUCGUCGUCUUCGACCCCACCAAGCUGGACGUGGGUCUGGAGCUGGAGAUGCUCUUCCGCCAGCUGAAGGGGCGCGAGUCCCAGAUAAGGAUCAUCCUGAACAAGGCUGACAACCUCGCCACGCAGAUGCUCAUGAGGGUGUACGGGGCCCUCUUCUGGAGCCUGGCCCCGCUCAUCAACGUCACAGAGCCUCCACGGGUGUACGUCAGCUCCUUCUGGCCCUACGACUACAAGCCCGACACCCACCGGGACCUGUUUCUCAGGGAAGAGAUCUCACUCCUGGAGGACCUGAACCAGGUGAUCGAGAACAGGCUGGAGAACAAGAUCGCCUUCAUCCGCCAGCAUGCCAUCCGGGUCCGCAUUCACGCCCUCCUGGUGGACCGCUACCUGCAGACGUACAAGGAGAAGAUGACCUUUUUCAGUGACGGGGAGCUGGUCUUUAAGGACAUCGUGGAAGACCCUGAUAAAUUCUACAUCUUCAAGACCAUCCUGGCCAAGACCAACGUCAGCAAGUUUGACCUUCCCCACCGCGAGGCCUACAAGGACUUCUUUGGCAUCAACCCCAUCUCCAGCUUCAAGCUCCUGUCCCAGCAGUGCUCCUACAUGGGAGGCUGCUUUCUGGAUAAGAUUGAGCGGGCCAUCACCCAGGAGCUCCCCAGCCUCCUGGGCAGCCUCGGGCUGGGGAAGAACCCAGGUGCUCUCAACUGUGACAAGACAGGGUGUGGCGAGACCCCAAAGAACCGUUAUAAGAAACCCUAGGUGGCCGCGUUGCCAUUCUCGGGCUCCCGUCAUCUUUGGUGAAUGAGCUUGUGUCCUGACUGUCCGAGAAGUCCUGGUUUAUUAACCCUUUGAGCCACACUGGCAGGAACUGUUGCGCAUUGGAGACGGGAGUUAAUUGAGGCCAGUGGUGGGGGAAGGGGUGGGUCGAGGGGGGGAGUGGAAACUGUGAAUUAGGGCCUGCUUGUCUUGUUGCUUCAAGUAGGGGCCUGAUUGAGGCAUGUCAGGCCACCCCUGGUUUUCCAGGGUCCCCUCUCUUCGUGGGUGGGGGGACAGAGAGCAGCUAAACUCUAGUGUAAACUGAAUUAACGAGCAUCACACAGGCUAAAAGCAGCUGAAGUUCCUUUUUCCCUGAUCAGCUGAGAGGCUAGAGAAGACUUGAGUUCUGCAGGGCUGUCUGCUCCGUGCACGUGGCUGCCUUCCACACAGUCUUCUGUCUGUCCCCAGCCCUUGUCUGCCUCCUGAGCUUGGGUUGGCUUCACAGGAGACGAUCUCUUGGGUCUCAAUCAACCUGGGUGUUGCGCCUACCCCCAGGCCCUCUCCCCUGUUUCUGCAAGGGGCAGGGAACGGUUUGGGAUACCAGGAUGCUGAGAGAAAACAAGCGCUCCCCAGGCCAGUUCUCUGGCACCUUCUAAGCCAGCCAGAAGCUCGGUCUCUUUCUCGGCCCCAGGAGGAGGGUGAAUGUUCCAUGUGUUCAGGUCAUUUCCUUGUUGAAAGUGACUUCAGUGAGAGUCCCGGCAGGGCUCAGAGGGUUAAUCGGUUUGCAGUGUGUCUUUGUCUAUUGCAUGUCUUGGAAAACUCAGACCCCAAAGGCUUUGGGUUUCAGAGGGGACAGUGGAGAGCUUGCUCCUGCUGUUGCCACAGUUUCUCCAUGGAGACACUCAGCACAGGAGUCGUUCCUUCCUGGUUUUCAUCACACGGCUUUUCCUUUCGCUUCUCCAUUCCCUGAUGCAUCAAUGCUUGAAACUCGGCGUAAUUUCUGGGGAGUCAGAAGCAGCACCAGCCACUCGGUGCCACUGGCAACCCAGGCCUGACUGUCAGUUUCCCACCUGAACUUGAUGCUGAUGCCCACUGAGCGCAUAGCAGGGGCGCCUGGCCUUCCAGUACCAAUGAGUGUGAAUGUGUGUGUGUUAUGUUGUCCAAGAGAGAUUAGGGAGAUGACAGAUGCCCGAGGGCACAGAGGAGGAGCAAGCGGUGAGAGUCCUGCCUGCCUGGUAUGCCCCCUCAGAGGGCAGGAGGGGACGGAGGGACAGGGCAUGGAGGGGAGAACAUGGAGGGGACAAGCCUUUUGAUAGAUGGAUGGGUGACGAAUCUAAGUCUAGGGGACCCGGCCUGGCUGCCCCUUCUCCCCCAGCCCAGGGCCUCCUUCUGUCUGUCCUGGGAGUGAACUGUCUUGGGGGACUUCCCCAAGAGGCCUCGUCGGCACCAGAGAGGGUCUCCUAGACCCAAGGGAAAGCCAAGACAAAGGCAGAGGGAGAAGUGCCAUGAGGGUCAGGCAGAGGAAACAAACUGGCACAUUGAUGACCACGUUAGACUCAUAGAGAUCUGCAGUCUGGAAUUCCUUGAGUUUCUUGAAAUUAUCAGCACUCUGGCAUGUGCUGCCUCAGAGGCUGCUUCUUCUGGCUCCUUUGGAGGAUCUAGAACCUCCCACAAGAAGGCCAGAGGCCCCACCGCCUCUGGGACAUGUUUCUAAGGACAGAGUCGACCAGAGAAGACAAGUCUGCAGAGGCAUCCAAGGAACCUGGUGACCACACCCGGGGAGCUGCUUCCUUCUUAUUCAAAACCAGCCCUGGCCUCAUCUCGCCAUCCUUUACACUCUCAAGGGGCUACCCUCCCACCUUGCUCCUUAAUGCCCCUCCGCCCCCUCGGCUACUUUGGGCAUUUCUGUUUUCCCAGCGCAGAAGGGGAAGAAAAAGUGCAGAACUGGGCAUCGUCGUAGCUGCCGAGGUCAGCACUGCUUUGGGAGCAGCAGCUGGAAUGAGAUGAACACAUUCAUACGGUAUUUAUAUUUCUGGGGGUGCAUGUGACAUCAUCAGGGAUCUUUCCCCCCUUUUCCUUUCUCCAUUCAGCUUCUUUUUCUCAUUCCUUUUCUUCCGCUGUUCACCCCUUGACUUCCCUUCUCUCUAACUUCCUGCAGGCUUGUCUGCCAGCCAGGGCUUUGAGCGCUAUUUGGUGCCCUGCUCUGUGGAGGUGGAUUUCGAGCAGAAUUCUGACUCUUUGGGUGGGGGAGGGGGAUCGUGGGGAACCGGGUGGGGAGUCAGGAAUCCCCUAGGAGGAGUAUCUGUGAACGUUUAUGCCUGAACAGUUGCUGUUUCUCUCCAAAGCAGAAUCUUUCCAGUGCUCUUUCCGUUCUGAGUUCAUCAGGGAGAAACUCUCAAUAAAGUUCCCAUCUCUCUUUAACACCUC